ACCAUUCCCGGCGUGCCCCGCGGCCCAGCCGGGGCUGCGACCUGACGCUUGCGGAGGGAGCGGCUCCGUCAGGAAGGCGGCAGUGGGCCCGGUCACCCAGCCGCAGCGAUGAGCUCGGCCAGGGAAUCCCAGGGCCACCACGGCCUCAAGCGAGCGGCCUCCCCCGAUGGCUCAAGCAGCUGGGAGGCGGCGGACCUGGGCAACGAGGAGCGGAAACAGAAGUUCCUGCGACUGAUGGGCGCUGGGAAGAAAGAACAUACUGGCCGCCUUGUUAUCGGAGACCACAGAUCAACCUCUCACUUCAGGACAGGGGAAGAAGACAAGAAGAUGAAUGAAGAACUGGAGUCCCAGUACCAGCAGAGCAUGGACAGCACGAUGUCUGGACGAAACCGGCGCCACUGUGGACUUGGUUUCAGUGAGUUUCAGGAAAGUGAAGAACAAGAAGAGGCAGCUGGGCACUCCUCUGAUGAGAGUUCAGAGGACUCCGAAAGUGGCUCUGAGUCAGAGCAAGAGGAGUCUGCAGAGGAGCUACAAGCUGCUGAAAAACAUGAUGAAGCUGAGGUUCCAGAGAGCAAGAAAGAAGCAAAAAGCAACUAUAAAAUGAUGUUUGUUAAAGCCAGUGGUUCAUAACUGCAGAUGUAACAGCUUUGUAUUUAAAAGUACGGUAAGCCUUAUUGUUACAGUGCAAAGUGGAGGACUGCUACAGCACAAAUCUUUGUAUUAUGAUUUUAAAAAGACCCCUUAGAUGACAUAAAGUAGUAUUUGCUUUCAGUUGCCAUGGAUAACAUUUUUAUGGGCAAAAGUGGUAUCACUGGUUUUUGUAAAGUGUAUAAAAUACUGGAUGGAGAAAUAAAUUCUUUUUGUUCCUGCCCAAUCUCUAUGAUGUUAUCUAAACUAUCCUUCCCUCUCCUCCCUUAUGCCAGAUAAGGAAACUUCAUGUUAGUGGUUUCUUUAGUUAGUCCCCCAGUCUUGAAUUUUAACUAUUAAGAGUACAUGUGAAUUACUCGCUGUUGCAUUAGUUGUAAAAUAUUAUUAUCAGUGCUAUCCUGUGAUGUGCUAGAGCUUUAAACAAUGAGCUUGUCUGUAGAUGCUGGUGUUGACAGGGCUAAGAGGAGAAAUGACUUCUGUGACAGUAUUAAUAACUGGAUCUGUCCACAGUCCUACAGCAGUUGCAGGGGAGACACCGUUUAGGAAAUGCAUGCUAGAACAGAAAGCUCUAAUUGCUGCUUUGGCUUUAUAAUGAGAGGGAUAAGCUGUAGUUCUUUGUACCUUUUAGUAGAAAAGAGUGGUUUUUGAAUGACUGGCUACUGGUUAUAGCACUGACGUGUUACUAAAAAUUACUCCUGAAGAAAGCAGUUUAGUUUGAAAGAGAAUAUAUACUUUGAUAAUGAAAAGGCUAUACAAAACAUUUAGCUUUUUAAAAUAUAAAAUAUAGAGUUAAAAGUAUGCAAGCCCUUCUUCCUUUUCUCCCCAUAACAUGCCUCACUUGGAGGUUUAAGGCAAUUACCACAAAAAGGUUGUACACCU
Messenger RNA from Calypte anna (Anna's hummingbird), 1527 nucleotides. RefSeq names its product chromosome 5 C11orf58 homolog (gene C5H11orf58). The transcript is spliced from 5 exons. NCBI's taxonomy places the organism in Eukaryota, Metazoa, Chordata, Aves, Apodiformes, Trochilidae. The record is from RefSeq and is a predicted model, not a curated record. Bases 109 to 630 code for a protein of 173 amino acids.